This is a messenger RNA of Striga hermonthica, 409 nucleotides long. Lineage: Eukaryota; Viridiplantae; Streptophyta; Magnoliopsida; Lamiales; Orobanchaceae. The record is from the annotation of a GenBank genome assembly.
AGAUAAAAUUGGCUAUUUAUUCACCGACGACCAACAAGUUGCACAGAGCGUUACUGAUCUCUCUCUCCUGCUCGCAUUUUCCGUGUUGCUAGCCAGCAUUUUUCCAGUGCUCUCGGGCGUGGCCGUGGGAGCAGGUCUUCAGACAAAAGCCGCGGUUAUCAAUUUAGUUUGCUUUUAUUUGGUCGGGCUCCCGGUUGGAGUCGUGCUUGGAUAUGUUGUACAUCUUCAAGUUGUGGGCAUAUGGAUUGGUCUGACCUUAGGCGUAACGACUCAGUCACUCGUACUCGCUUUCUUGAUAUGGAGAACAAACUGGGAUGAAGAGGUCUUGAAAACUUCGGCACGUCUGAAAAGAUGGGACCUGAAAUCCUCGGACGAGGAUAAGCAGAAGAAUACUUCUAAUGAUGCUUGA